AUGAUACAGGAGGACGAAUUGAAGACAUUCUAUCAGAAGCGUGAUGAAUUGAGCGUGGAGGAAGGAGUUUUGCUCUGGGGUUAUCGUAUCGUGGUUCCCACCAAAUUGAGGAAGAUGUUGCUGGACGAACUUCAUAAGGUACAUUUGGGAAUCGUGAAAAUGAAGAGUAUGGCCCGAUCGUAUUUCUGGUGGCCAUGUUUGGAUAACGAUAUCGAGACUCUCGGAAAGAAGUGCGAGCUGUGCAUUCAACAAAGACCAGAAAGAAGCGAUCCUGUCUCACCGUGGCGACUGACGUCUGCACCAGGAGACCGAGUUCACGUGGACCAUUUUUCUUUCCGCGGAUCGGAUUUCUUCGUAAUGAUUGACAGCUACAGCAAAUGGAUUGAAGCCUUUCCUGUGCGCACUUUGACUUCCAAAGAAACAAUCGAGAAACUGUGUGAGUAUAUUUCAAGAUUUGGUUCAAUAUCAACUUUGGUGUCCGACAAUGGAACAGCGUUUACGUCGGAUGAAUUUCAAAAUUUUUGUAAAUCAAGAGGAAUCAACCAUUUGCGAACGGCGCCAUACAGCCCAUGCUCGAACGGUGCUGCAGAGAAUGCUGUGAAAACAGUGAAGACUGCUUUGAAGAAGCUCAGUAAUGAUCCAGCAUUCCAGAAGAAAUCAACGUCCAUCAUGAUCAGCUCUUUUCUGGAAAUGUACCGGGCUUCGAAACAUGCGACGACAGCGGAAAGUCCAUUCAAACUGAUGUUCGGCAGAGAAAUGAGGCUGAGGUUUGAUACCUUGAAGUUUGAUGCAACAAGACGACAGGACGACACAAUCCAGAAGGUAAAUAACAGAAAGAAACAAGAAACAUUUGCCGUUGGAGAAACUGUGUACGUGCGAGACUACAGAAACCCGAAAAAAGCAUCUUGGAUACGAGGAAAAAUUUUGAAAAAACUUGGAGCGGUACUCUUCGAAUGCUCAUCCGAGGAACUUGGUACUAUCAAGCGACGAUCUCAUCAAAUUUUGAAGUAUCCGUAUGAUGACUAUGAAGAAGAUAGGAGAAUCUCAAACGGCCACUGUAACGGGAAUAACAACGACGACGCCGACUCGGACGCAAGCUAUGUAUCUCUUGAAGACGAUGUGGAGGAUAAUCCGACCAAUCAACCGAAUGGAGCUUACGUUACGAGAUAUAACCGAGUUGUUCGACCACCACGGCGUUAG
Messenger RNA from Aedes albopictus (Asian tiger mosquito), 1200 nucleotides. RefSeq lists its product as uncharacterized. Gene Ontology annotation, molecular function: nucleic acid binding. Lineage: Eukaryota; Metazoa; Arthropoda; Insecta; Diptera; Culicidae. Bases 1 to 1200 code for a protein of 399 amino acids. The record is from RefSeq and is a predicted model, not a curated record. The transcript has a single exon. Gene Ontology annotation, biological process: DNA integration.